Exophiala viscosa is the source of this 917-nucleotide messenger RNA. RefSeq names its product ras-like protein Rap-1A. Gene Ontology annotation, molecular function: GDP binding; GTPase activity; GTP binding. Lineage: Eukaryota; Fungi; Ascomycota; Eurotiomycetes; Chaetothyriales; Herpotrichiellaceae. The transcript has 5 exons. The record is from RefSeq and is a predicted model, not a curated record. Gene Ontology annotation, cellular component: plasma membrane. Bases 162 to 800 code for a protein of 212 amino acids. Gene Ontology annotation, biological process: signal transduction.
CCUCGAAGGUCGUCGAUAUCGCUCAACGUGAGCUGGAGGUCUGAGAUGUAGCCUUUGCAGCGGAAAAGUGUUGGAUCUUUUUCAAUUUCAUCUUCUGGGUGUCAACGUGUUGGGUGGCGUGACGACCGUUGUCAUCAGAGGCACGGGGAGGAAGCGUGAGUAUGAGUUUGCAGCCUAGGCGAGAAUACCACAUCGUCGUGCUCGGUGCAGGCGGCGUAGGCAAAAGCUGUCUCACGGCCCAAUUCGUCCAGAAUGUCUGGAUCGAGAGCUAUGACCCCACCAUCGAAGACUCCUACCGCAAGCAAGUCAAUGUCGAUGGCCGACAGAUCAUGCUGGAGAUUCUUGACACAGCUGGUACGGAACAGUUUACAGCUAUGAGAGAGCUCUACAUGAAACAAGGUCAAGGCUUUCUCCUGGUCUUCUCAAUCUGCAACAUGAAUUCCUUUCACGAGCUGGCCGAGCUACGGGAACAAAUCAUCCGAAUCAAGGACGAUGAAGAUAUCCCGCUGGUGGUGGUCGGCAACAAAUCCGAUAUGGAGGACGAGCGAGUCGUACAACGAGCCCGAGCCUUCCAGCUGGCACAGCAAUGGGGCCAGAAGCCAUACUACGAAACCUCGGCGCGAAGACGAACCAACGUCGACGAAGUUUUUCACAACCUCUGUUCUCAGAUUAUUCAGAAAGACACCAGUCGGACUCAGCAGAACGAGCAGCAAGCGGCAACCCGACGCCGGGAGCGACCGAAUCGACACGAGCGUCGAGGCAAAAGAACUCGAAAUCGUGAUCGAUGUGUCAUAUUGUAAUCCUAGUCUUGUCAGAAUAUGUGUUUUCGGUGUAUCGACAUGCAAUCCUAGCAUCAUCGGCGUUGCAAAAAGCUAGAGGAAAAGAACAAUCUCGGGUGGAAUUUUUUGGGACGAUCG